AUGAUGCGUGAACGACGUGCUGUUGCAAAUGGCAAAACGCAACGAGCACUUCGGACCGAUGUCUAUUUGAAUCAUGAUGCUGGCUUGGAUAGUAGCGAUCGCGUUUCGCGAUCAUUCGAUCAAAUUGAUCGAAUGCCGCGAUAUUCGCGUAGCGAUGUUGACGCUCUGCCUUCAAUGCGUUUCAAUCGCGGACUUCCACCGCGUCCGCCUCGAUGA
Molecule: messenger RNA, 216 nt
Organism: Strongylus vulgaris
Lineage: Eukaryota; Metazoa; Nematoda; Chromadorea; Rhabditida; Strongylidae
Source: the annotation of a GenBank genome assembly